UCAUUUGACAUCAAAGAGAGCUUCAUCACCCCACCAACAAUGGCUCUCCCUGCUCAUCUCUUGCCUUCUAUUUUUGGCAUUCUUGGCAACAUCAUCUCGUUCUGUGUAUUCUUAGCGCCGUUGCCAACUUUCUAUAGGAUCUACAAGAAGAAAUCAACCGAAGGGUUUCAGUCAGUACCAUACUCGGUCGCAUUAUUCAGUUGCAUGUUACUUUUGUACUAUGGCUUUCUCAAGACCGAAAAUGGCAUGAUGAUCAUCACCAUCAACUCCAUUGGUUGCGUCAUUGAAACAGUUUACAUUGUUUUGUUUCUCAUUUACGCCACUAAAGAGUCUCUGAUAUCCACAGUAAAGCUGCUUGCAAUAUUCAACAUAGUAUCAUAUGGGUUGAUAGUUCUUACAACACUUUUUUUAACUAAAAAUGGGCCUGAACGAGUCGCUGUUGUUGGUUGGAUCUGUGCCGUGUUUUCAGUUUGCGUUUUCGCUGCUCCUCUUAGUAUUAUGAGAUUGGUUAUAAAGACGAAGAGCGUAGAGUACAUGCCUUUCUCUUUGUCGUUCUUCCUGACGCUUUGUGCUGUUAUGUGGUUCUUUUAUGGCCUCUUAAUCAAAGAUUAUUAUGUAGCAACUCCAAAUGUGUUAGGGUUCAUUUUUGGAAUAGCACAAAUGAUCUUAUAUAUGAUCUACAAAGACAGAGGUGGACAUGGGCUAGUGAAACCAAUGGUUCAACCACAAAAUGGGCCAGCACCAACUGUGGUAGACUUAGGGGCAAUCUUGGAAAUGCAAGAAAAGGCUAAGGUGGAUUUAGGGGUAAAAUUGGAAAUUCAAGACAAAGCCGGAGCUGAGCAAGGGGUAACAGUGGAAGUUCAAGACAAGCCGGUAGUCGGAGAGGAAGUUGAUAGUGAUAAAAAAGAAGACGUGGCUAUAGUCUAUGUAGAUUUAGAUGACAAGACCAUUCUACCCUCUAUCGUUAAGUAGAACUAUUGUGUGGAGAAUGGACAUUAGAACAAAGCAAGAACCUUUUACGUAUCCCGGGUGGGUAAGCAGUGGAAUUAUCUUCCAAAGCCCACAUCUACCCAUCCGGGAACGGGAAAUCAAAAACAAAACCAUCCAGAUAGGGGGAGGAAUGUCGUAUGGAUGUUUUUUCGAUUGUUUUUUUGUUCUUUUAUAUUUUGAAAAAAAUGAAUAAAAGAUUUAUUUAGAAUGA
This is a messenger RNA of Erigeron canadensis, 1201 nucleotides long. RefSeq names its product bidirectional sugar transporter SWEET9-like. Gene Ontology annotation, molecular function: sugar transmembrane transporter activity. The coding region runs from base 40 to 972 and encodes 310 amino acids. Gene Ontology annotation, cellular component: membrane. The transcript is spliced from 6 exons. The record is from RefSeq and is a predicted model, not a curated record. NCBI's taxonomy places the organism in Eukaryota, Viridiplantae, Streptophyta, Magnoliopsida, Asterales, Asteraceae. Gene Ontology annotation, biological process: carbohydrate transport.